AUGUUGUCGCCAGUCUUCUCGUAUGCCAUCGCGACAUUGGCUUCAGUCGCGGGAGCAACCCUCGUCUCAGACAACCCCGCGCUGGCAGCAGACAAGGCAUUCGACUUUGUGAUUGUCGGUGCCGGCCUUUCCGGACUGACCGUUGGAAACAAACUUAGUGGGCAAGGCCAUUCAGUCCUCAUAGUAGAGGCUGGGCCAGACGGCUCAUGGAAUCCUGCGGUUUGGGACGCCGGUGGCCGACCGUAUCCUGCUGUUUACUGUAAUUGGAACUACCCCAGGUAUGACGAUGCUGGUAAAAAGCUGAACUCUACCAUUGACGCUGGGGCUUGUAUCGGCGGGUCAACUUCGAUAAACGGGAUGGUCUGGUAUAGGCCGACCAAAGCUGAAAUUGAUAAAUUGGAGACCCUUGGCAACCCUGGUUGGAAUUGGGAUAGUCUCGAGCCAUAUAUGACAGCAAUUGAACGAAACAUUCCGCCAACAGACGCUCAAAUUGCACAAGGCGCAGGCUACGACCCGGAUGUACAUGGCUACCACGGUCAAGUCAAUACAUCCUUCUCCACACCUAUGCGUAUCCCCAAAGCCGUACAAAUAUACAAGGAGGGCCUACCGCUCGCAUUCUCAGGCCUCAAGAUUGGAAAUGACUUGUCUAAUCGCACUUCAGUUGUCUCUGCAUCCACCUCCUGGACACUCUGGUACGAUCUGGUGAGAGGCAAAAACAUACGAUCAUCAGCAGCGGACGCUCUGCUUUGGGCACCAAGUCAACAGAGACAAAGCUUGACUGUACUUGCUAACCAUACAGUGACAAAAGUGACAUUCGAUAAGCACCUCAAAGCAACAGGGGUCACCUUCGCCUCCAGUCACACCAAAGGCAAGGGAGUGAUUUAUAGUGUCAGAGCACGCAAAUCCGUGAUCCUUGCGGCUGGUACACUGGCAUCGGCACCAAUCUUGGAACGAUCUGGAGUUGGUAAACACAGCGUCUUGUCCGCAGCAAAAGUCAAGCAACUUGUGGAUCUGCCCGGAGUUGGUGCAAACCUCAACGAUCAACCUGGAUCUGGGACGUCAGCGCUCAUGUCAAAAAAGUACCACAAUGACACCUCCAUGGUUGAUGGGCUAAAUAUAUUCGGCCCUGAAAUCUCCCUAGUCAAUAUUGACCAGAUUUGGACAACAACUGCAUCCUCCAUUGCUGACUCUCUGGUCUCCACGGCAAGUCUGGCUUCUCGCGCCAAAUCUCUUGUCGAUGCUGGAGCGGCAGUCAACAUUGAAGGGGCAGAGCAAAUUCUGAAUGUUACAAUACAACUAAUCGUCAAAUCACGAUUGCCCGUCGCAGAAUUCAUCGCCGAGACAUAUCCGACCGUCUUCAAUGGCAUCUUCUGGCCAGUAAUGCCACUAUCAAGAGGCCAUGUGCACAUACAUUCCACUGACCCCUUCGAAUUUCCCGUCAUCAUGCCUCGCCUUCUCACAGAUCCUUUUGAUCAACAAGUAGCCCUUGCUAUCGCACGGGCUUCCCGAGAACUCUGGACAAGUAAACCCUUUGCUGGUUACGUUGAAGACGCGUACUACGACCCCAAAAUCGGACCUAAUGGCACAGAUGCAGAGUAUCUUGCAUGGCUCAAACGGUCAAGCGGUGGAGCGAGUCACUGGAUAGGAACUACGGCCAUGAUGCCGAGACAGCUGGGAGGAGUGGUGGAUUCUCGACUGCGUGUCUAUGGAACUAAGAACCUACGGGUUGUGGAUGCUGGGAUCCUGCCUUUCCAGAUCACGUCUCAUACUAUGUCGGCACUUUAUGCUGUGGCACUGAAAGCUGCACAGCUCAUUCUGGAAGAUUGCAAGUGA
Molecule: messenger RNA, 1833 nt
Organism: Pochonia chlamydosporia 170
Lineage: Eukaryota; Fungi; Ascomycota; Sordariomycetes; Hypocreales; Clavicipitaceae
Product: alcohol oxidase
Exons: 9
Coding region: 1-1833 (610 amino acids)
Molecular function (GO): flavin adenine dinucleotide binding; oxidoreductase activity, acting on CH-OH group of donors
Source: RefSeq, a predicted model, not a curated record